Messenger RNA from Dermatophagoides pteronyssinus (European house dust mite), 1276 nucleotides. RefSeq lists its product as uncharacterized. NCBI's taxonomy places the organism in Eukaryota, Metazoa, Arthropoda, Arachnida, Sarcoptiformes, Pyroglyphidae. The record is from RefSeq and is a predicted model, not a curated record.
UUGAAUUUUCAAUCAAAAAAAUUCGGGAAAAAACAAUAAAAUGGAUAAAGAAUCAAUCAAACGUCAACAUAUCGUAAAUAUAUUGAAAAAUCUUAAUUUCGAAUCAUUUUUGAAAAAAUAUUCACCAAAAACUGUUAUAACAAGCCAAUCAUUUGAUAAACUCACGACAUUACAAUUCAAUUUAUUUUGUUAUUUUCUUUUUUUUCGUAUAAAUCCGGAAUCAUGUCAUUUACGUUUUCGUGGUGUAUUUCCAUCACGUGAUGUACAACAAGAAUCAGAAUUUCGUCGUCUGGCCAUUGAAACUAUUAAUGAUUUUGCUGAUCGUAAUCAAGAACGAUUGAUAAAAUUGAAAAAAAUCCCUGCCAUACAUUAUCAACGUUUAUCUGGAAUUGUUUUUGUUGAACAAAUGUUUAAUUUAGCACUUUUUGCUUUAUUCAAAUAUACUUCAAAACAAAAAUUUCAAUCAGCCACCAAAGAAUUGAAUGAAUUUAAUGAUUCGAUUGAUAAACGUGAAGAAUUCGUCCGACAACAAUCUAUUGAUGAAUAUCAAAACGAACUAAAACAAUCGGAAGAACAAAUUUGUUUGUUCAUCAAAGAUUAUCAAGAAAAAAUCACUGAACUAAAUUCCAAACUAUCGAAUUUACAUGAAUAUGGUUGUUCAUUGAAUGAAUUGAAAAUUAUAAAUGAAAAUUUAUCGAUAAAAUUAUCAAAAAUUAAUGAUAAUUUACAAAAAAUGUUAUUACAUUGGAAUGAAAUUCUUUCAUCAAAUGAAUCGAUUCGUUCGUUGACAAAUAAUCAAGAUCAAUCAAAUCUGAUAAAUUUAUCAACAACAUUCAUCUGGAAUCUUAGUGAAUCGAUGAAAGAAUAUGAAAAAUUUGUUCGAAUUGAUAAAUCGAACGCAACGAAAUGGUUACAAACAUUCGAACAUUUCAGUCAAUUAAAUGAAACUGUUCGAAAAAUUGAAACAAAAUUACAGGAAAUUUCAAAAAAAUUUGAAAAAAUUGAACAAGAAAAAAUGGAAAUAUUAUCCAAUGAUUUGGUUAAACAAAUUGGUAAUCAUAUUGAAAAUUAUGUUGAAAAUUUAUUAAAUUUAAAUUUUCAAUUAAAAAUUGAUUAUUGAUGAGGUAGAAAAAUGAAAAUAAAAUGAAUUUUUUUGGUUGAUUUUUACAAAAAUGAAUCGAAUGAUGGUUGUUUUGACUUAGAUGUUUUUCUGGUUUUUUUGAUCUUUUCGAUGAACAAAACGAUCACAAUGAACGUCCACGCCAACGUUUUCGUC